AUAUGUACAUAUAUGUAUGUGAAUAACUAACUGCUUUCUUAAGUAUUUCAUAUAUUUGCCUUUUUGUAUUCAUUCUUGUUUUGGCUGUCAAAGUGUUUAAAACAACACUUUUCUACACUGCGCUAAAGAAAAAAGAAAACAAUAACAACUACCAUCUGUGUUGCUGACGAUUCGCGUUGUCGUCGUGUCGUCCGUCGUUGGUGUGUAAAUGUAAAUUGUCUGGCACAAACAAACGGUCUGUUCUUAAAAUCGUUCAGUUGUUGUAACAUUUUCUCUUAUACCGGAUAUAAAAGAAAACCAAACAAUAUUUACAUGAAAUAAAACAUUUGUUUUCGUUUCGCGUUAACGCUUUUGAUUAUAGAAAUAAAAAAAAAUUAAAUAAAACUAAAAAAAGAAAAACAUUUUUGUAAUUUCUACAAAUUUUUGUUUUACCCACACAUAAGUUAUUGUGCAAAUUACAACAAAGAGAGUGAGAAGAGAGAGAGAGAGAACUAAACGUGUAAGGUGUUUGAGACGUGUGUGUUUGACUAAAAUUUAGUGGCCCUCCGGUUAAAGUGGCAUUUAAUGCCAACCGGCGGGUGCCAGUCAGUUAUUAUUUAACAAAACUGUUGAAGCUGUAAAAUAAUUGUUUUUUUUAAUUCACCUAUAAAUUGUUGUCUUAUGAAUUAUGAACAUUUUGUGAAAAGCAAACUUGUUUUAUAGAGAGAAUAGUGAAAGAAAUAUUUUUUUCAAAGAAAAAAUAAAAAACCCGAAAGAAACAGAAAUUGUUUUAAGACUGCCCACUACGAGAACCAAGAGCGUGUGCUGUGAUAAUUUUAGUAUACAAAAUCCGUUAAGAAGCGAGUGGUCACAUUGAUUGUGAACCGAAACGAAUCGAAAAACUUGUACUGAACUGGUUUAAGUUUAAGUUUUUUUCUUUCUUGUUUUUAUAGAAAUUAUUAUUGAUAUUGAUAUUUUUUGUUUGGAUUAAGAAAAAGGAAAUCGCCACCUUCCCUGUAAGAAGGCCAAAACGAUUGUGAUAUUAAUUUGGAAGUGAGACAUAGAGAAGAGAAGAUAAGAGGAGAGAAAGUAUAUUUUAUUUUAUAUAUUAUUAUACUUUUAUUAGAAACAUUAUACUUAAACUAUAGUUUGUAAAAAAAAGUCUUGUCUUUGGAGAUAUUUUUUUUUUAAAAAAAAAGAAAACAAAAAAACCGAACGUUUGGAUAAACUCUAAUUGUCCUUUUUAAAUUACUAACAAUUGCAGAAAUUUUGUAUUUCAUUUAAUUUCUAUAUAUAUAUUUCUUUUUCAACACCUGUUUAAUAAAACUUUAUAUAUAUGAAUAACAUUCAACAUAAACCGGCAAUCGCAUCAUCUUCAUCAUCAUCAUCCUCAUUGACAUCAUCGUCAUCAUCAUUGCCAUCAUCUGCAUUGAUCACACUUGCAUCACCACCACCAUCAUCAGCUUCAUCACCAUCAUCGCUAACAUCAUCAGCCAGCAUCUCAUCAACACCACCUUCUCCACCUUCAGUUGCAAAUUCAUCAGCGAUAACAUCCGAGUCAUCCUCAUCAUCAUCUACUUCUUCUGCAACCAUAACACUACAACAGACGCCAUUGUUGCAUACCUUAGCUCCUACCUCACCCACGCCUCCACCCACUCCGCCUACACCACCGCCUUCAGCUAGCAAUUCUAAUACCCCAUCCCCACCGUCCUCGCCCUUUGCGGGAAUUUCAUUGAAUUUUUCGCCACCCACUGCUCAGAACUCAUGUGGUAGUGGUAGUACGCCUACUACCUCUCCCACUGACGAGGCAGAGGAAACCUGCUCCAAUUCCUGUUGUUCUUAUCCAACUUUUGAGCAAAUUAAGCAAAAACUCAAAAAUCAAGAAUCACAAACCCAACUGACCCUCUUAAAUUCCCUACUACUUUCCUCCACAGCUAACGCCGCUGUCGUCCAGCACAUCCCACAUUCGACUUUAGUAAGAUCUGUGACAGCUACCAGCAUCAUGGAUAUGCCCUACAACACCUCACCUUCCUUACGUGUGCGCACCACUUCGCUUAAUCAGCUCAAGAAAACCGCCGACCUUGCCAUCGAAAACGAGUUGCAUGUCUGCCCCAGUGAAAUGCCCGAUGAAUUGCGUAAACUUCUGCCUCCCACCUCGGAGACCGUGAUGACUAAACCGUUUCCCAUACGUGGCGAGCGAGCCAUUUCCGAUGUGUCGACUCCUCAUGUCAUUGCCAUGGUCGGCUUGCCCGCCAGAGGUAAAACAUUUAUCUCCAAGAAACUUGCCCGUUAUCUAAACUGGAUUGGUAUUGCCACUAGGGUCUUUAAUUUGGGAGAAUAUCGUCGUCAUGCCACUAGCGCCUACAAGUCUCAUGAGUUCUUCCGCGCCGACAAUGAAGAAGCCAUGACCAUACGCAAUCGCUGUGCCAACCAGGCCUUGCACGAUUCCUGCGAAUGGCUAUUGAGUGGUCAAGGCAGUGUGGCUGUCUUUGAUGCCACCAACUCCACAUAUGACAGGCGUAAAUUGAUACAUGAGAUUGUUGUGCAGCAACAUGGCUUCCGUUUGUUCUUUGUCGAAUCCAUUUGUGAUGAUCCCAGCAUCAUUGAGCAAAACAUCAAGGAGGUAAAGGUUAGCUCGCCCGACUACAUCAACAUGAAUACCGAUCUGGUAGUGCGUGAUUUCCUUCAGCGUAUAGAGCACUACGAGGAGCGUUAUCAACCCAUCGAUGAGGUAAGAGAAGAGCAUUUGAGCUUUAUGAAAAUCUACAAUGCUGGCAAAAAAGUUGUCGUUUACAAUAACGAGGGCCAUGUAGAGUCUCGCAUUGUUUAUUAUUUGAUGAAUAUACACAUAACGCCCAGGACCAUUUACCUCACCCGUCAUGGUGAGUCAGAGCACAAUCUCAAGGGCCUCAUAGGUGGCGAUUCCAAUUUAAGUGAACGUGGUCGUUUAUAUGGCAAAGCCCUGUCAGCUUAUAUCGAACAACAGCAUAUAGAAGGCUUACGUGUUUGGACCUCCUGGAUGAAGAGAGCCAUACAAACAGUGGCCGGCGUUCGGGCUCCCCAGGAACGUUGGAAGGCUCUUAAUGAGAUCGAUGCUGGCCAUUGCGAAGAAAUGACUUAUGAGCAGAUCAAAGAGAAUUUCCCCGAAGAGUUUAGUGCUAGAGAUCAAAAUAAAUUUGCCUAUCGUUAUCCACGCGGCGAGAGUUAUGAGGAUUUGGUGGCCCGUUUAGAGCCCGUUAUCAUGGAAUUGGAACGUCAAGGCAAUGUAUUGGUAGUCUCUCAUCAGGCAGUACUACGUUGUUUGUUUGCCUACUUCCUUGAUAAGUCGGCCGAUGAAUUGCCAUAUCUGUAUGUGCCCCUACACACUGUGAUCAAGUUGACACCGGUGGCCUACGGCUGUAAGGUGGAACAUAUUAAAUUGCCCAUCGAUGCAGUCGAUACACAUCGUCCCAAGCCGAAAAUACCCGGAGAUGUUUCACUAGGUCUUGAUGGAUUAAGCGGUGAGUUGGUAGCUCCUGAUGGUGUGGGUAAGGUGUUGAUUGUGGGCGAUGAUGUGACUAAGGCGACUAACGGCGGUAUGUUUGGCAAUGGCCUGGUUGCAUCCGUUUCCUCAGACACAAACAACACCACCACCAGCACACCCACUACCCCUUCUGAUGGCGGCAAUGUUAAAAAUAACGCUGCCAUCAGUCAGUGACAUCGUUGCCAACACAAACGCGUUCUAAUCAAACGUGGACUGCUGGCUCAGUUUCAUUCAAAUCGUUUUAAUACAUUAUAAAAUCGAAGAAAUAUUCAAUCGCCGUUUACAAUUUAGAAUAAAAUUUUCAUUUAAAAUAAUAGCAGCAUUUUCUUUAUUUUUUUUUUAAUCAAACUAAUGACACAACAUUUUGCAAAUAUUUUUCAAAACAAAUGAUUUUAACGUAGUUUCCUGGAAGUGUGUGAAGGAUUUUUAUAUUUGCAAUACAAACUGGCAGCUGUAUCAAAAAAUUUGUCUUGAGUCAUAUGAUAAAUAUUUUAUUUGAAUAGUCUUUUGAUCAUUUAUUUUGAUUCUUCAUAAAACUGAGACUAUACUUUGCUUUCAAAAUUCUUUAAAAGUUUAUUUUUUGUUCUCAUUUCAUUCUGUAAUUUUCAGUUAAUCUGAUUUGUUAUAAAAAUUUAUAUAUUUUUUAUUUUUUAAUUUUGAAAUAUGUUACACCGUACUUGCAACUACGUAAAGCCAUUUCAGUAAAAUUAGUAAAUAUUUCCAUAAUAUUUUAAAGUUUAAAUUAUUACAAUAUAUUAAAUGAGCAUUAAUGUAAGUGUCAUAUGUUUUCAUUACCAUAAUGUUCAUAUUUCCUUUCAAGGUGAUUGUUAUUGCCAUUGAAAUUUAAACUAAAUUUUAAACAAUAGAGAAAAUUUCAUUCAUUAUAUUACCUCCUGAAAAUCAUUUUGUUGUUGAAAUUUAAACUUAAUGUUGAAAAAUAAAAUAUUCUUCUUAAACACAUCUCUCAACUACUAAAACUAGAGUUAAAUAAAAAGUCUACCCCAAGGGUUUGAAAGUGUUAUACAAAAUAGACAUAAUUAAAGGCAAAAUCAUAAUUGUUAAAAAAGGACACAAAAAUCUUAAUAUGUUUGUGAUAUGAAACCACAGACGAUUAUAGUUCUGCCUUUUUGUUUAAAACUUAUUUUUUACUUAAAUAAUAACGUUUUUCUUAGUAAAAUAUGUUUAAAAAAAAAGUAGUUAUCGAUCUAACUCUACAAUAUAAAAUGAAUGACUGAAAGUAACUAAAAAAAACUUUUUUGCUGUCUUCAUUUCAUAUAAAAUAAUUUCUUUGAACAUUUUUCUGCCUUUGACAGUGUAAAGUUUCCUUCUAUUUUUUUUAAAUAAAUAAUUAAUUAAUUGUUCGCUAUGUUUUUUUUUAAUAUUAUAAUUAAAUAUUAGUUUCAUUUUGUGCUCGAAACUCAGAGGCAAGACUUUUCGACUGAAAUAAAUGUUAACUUAAAGAAAAAUAAAAAAACAAAUCAUGUAAACUUAUUAUUAAAUAUAUAAAAAAAUACUUAAUAUACAUUAUUAAAUACAUACUUAUAUUUAUAUUAUUGUACAUCAAAACUUAAGAAAUCCUAAUUGUAAACAUUUGAUUGUGUCUCUGAUAUAUUUUCAUUGUACUAGAAUUAAAAAAUAAAACUUAUAUUUCAAAUAAAUAAAAUUGAAUUUCUCAUUAUCAUAUUGAAUAAUAAAUAAAUGGAAUAAAAUUUAUAAAAUUAUAA
Calliphora vicina (urban bluebottle blowfly) is the source of this 5226-nucleotide messenger RNA. It is a transcript of the gene Pfrx, whose product is annotated as 6-phosphofructo-2-kinase. Gene Ontology annotation, biological process: fructose metabolic process; fructose 2,6-bisphosphate metabolic process. The record is from RefSeq and is a predicted model, not a curated record. Gene Ontology annotation, cellular component: cytosol. The transcript is spliced from 2 exons. Bases 1316 to 3676 code for a protein of 786 amino acids. Lineage: Eukaryota; Metazoa; Arthropoda; Insecta; Diptera; Calliphoridae. Gene Ontology annotation, molecular function: 6-phosphofructo-2-kinase activity; fructose-2,6-bisphosphate 2-phosphatase activity; ATP binding.